CCGCUAAGAAAGGGGGAAGGCAAAGCUGCCAUCAUCUAAAAUGGCCUGCUUCUACUACAGUAAGCAAAGAGCCUGAAGCCAAAGUACUUUUUGAUCCCUGACGGUCAGGAUUCCUCUUCACCUGACUGUUCGGUCCUCCUCUCUGCCUCCCUUCCCAAGAUAAGAUGAUUCACAGCACGGCCGCGCGUUCUUCUACGUGCGUGAUGACGACAUGCGAGCCAGGAGAAACUUCCGACUGGCCUCCUCCCGCCGCCGUUCGCGGGGUGGUUGCCGUGGUAACGGCCCAUAGCUCAGGGCCCGGUAAGGCCAAAGCGGGCCGGGCCUAGGAUGGCUGCUGCGGCGGGAGCAGCUGUGGCAGCGGCGACGGCAGGACAGGAUGAAGAUCUCCCAUUGCCAGGGCCCUCCAUAGGGCGAAGAGCCGUCUGCUCCCGACCCUACUUCGUGGUGCUGAUGGUUUUCGCGCAUCUCUACGUGCUCAACGUGCUGGGCUUGCUGCUCUUCGUGCACAUCAGCUCCGAUGAUGGAGACUCGGAGCCGGGCAAAGAGUCCCCUGGCCCUGCUCAAGACCCACCUGCGCUACCCUUCUCUCCGGGCAGCUCUAACCCUCAUGCCCUGCCUCGCCUCGAGGGCAUCAAGGUGGGCCAUAAACAGAAGGUGGAGCUGAUUCCUAACAAAAUCCAUGCCAUGAAAACCCUCAGCUUGAAACCACUUCUUUUUGAAAUUCCAGACUUCCUGAGUGAGGACGAAUGUAAGUUAAUUAUCCACUUGGCUCAGCUGAAGGGGCUACAGAAAAGUCAGAUUCUGCCCACAGAAGACUAUGAGGAAGCUAUGGAAAUGAUAGAUAUCAGUCAGAUGGAUAUCUUCAAUCUACUGGACCACAACCAAGAUGGACAGCUGCAACUCAAGGAGGUACUGACACAUACCCGUCUAGGAAAUGGCAGGUGGAUGACACCUGAGAGCAUCCGGGAGAUGUAUGCUGCUGUGAAAGCAGACCCAGAUGGCAAUGGUGUGCUGAGCUUAGAGGAGUUUAAGCGACUGAAUAUUCGGGACUUCCACAAGUAUAUGGGAAGCCAAAAAGUGAAGAUGAGUGACCUAGUGCGAAACAGCCAGCACACAUGGCUGUAUCAGGGCGAGGGGGCACAUCAGGUCAUGCGCUCUAUACAGCAAAGGGUGAUUCAUUUAACCCGCCUGCCCCCGGAGAUUGUGGAGCACAGUGAACCUCUGCAAGUAGUCCGAUACAACCAGGGAGGGCACUACCAUGCCCACAUGGACAGUGGACCAGUGUUCCCUGAGACUGCCUGCAGUCACACCAAACUGAUUGCCAAUGAAACUGCUCCAUUUGAGACCUCAUGCCGCUAUGUGACCGUACUAUUCUACCUAAAUAAUGUGACUGGAGGAGGAGAGACCACUUUCCCUAUUGCUGACAAUAGGACCUAUGAAGAGUUGUCUCUAAUCCAGAAUGAUAUUGAUCUACGUGAUACUCGUAAGCACUGUGAUAAGGGAAACCUACGUGUAAAACCCCUGCAAGGCACUGCUGUCUUCUGGUACAAUUACCUGUCAGAUGGGAAAGGCUGGGUUGGUGAUCUAGAUGAAUAUUCCUUGCAUGGAGGCUGCUUGGUCACUGAAGGAACCAAGUGGAUUGCCAACAACUGGAUCAAUGUUGAUCCCAACAAGAGGCGGCAGCUCCAGUUCCAAGAGGAGAUGGCUCGAUAUACAAACAGUGGGGAUGAGGACCAGAGCGAGUGGACUGUGGACAAAUCCUACAGCACCGUACAUGUAGAACUGUAGUGCUUA
This is a messenger RNA of Rhineura floridana, 1794 nucleotides long. RefSeq names its product prolyl 4-hydroxylase, transmembrane (gene P4HTM). Gene Ontology annotation, cellular component: endoplasmic reticulum. The transcript is spliced from 9 exons. Gene Ontology annotation, molecular function: calcium ion binding; L-ascorbic acid binding; procollagen-proline 4-dioxygenase activity. Bases 328 to 1788 code for a protein of 486 amino acids. Lineage: Eukaryota; Metazoa; Chordata; Lepidosauria; Squamata; Rhineuridae. Gene Ontology annotation, biological process: peptidyl-proline hydroxylation to 4-hydroxy-L-proline. The record is from RefSeq and is a predicted model, not a curated record.